AAAGAUCAAAAUGUUACGACUCAAUAUAGACUGUCUUAUACUCAUUUUUAAUGAUGUGCGAGACAAAAAUUCUUUACAUUCUUGUCUUUUGGCUAAUAGGGAAUGGUGUCGUGUAGUAGUUCCUAUAUUAUGGAAUAAUUUUUCUUGGUGUAACGAAGACGAGGAUGAAUCGAUUUUUUUCGACAUGAUACUUUCUUUAUUGCCAUCCUCUUCAAGACAGUAUUUAUCUAAUAAUCGCAUUAAAUUACCUCCAUCAAUUCUUUCAAAGCCUCCAUUUUUUAAUUAUAUUAGUUUUUGCAAAUUUCCAGAGGCCGAUGCUAUAAAAAGAAUUACGGAAAUGGUUUUAGACUUUAAUAAUUAUGAUAACAAAAAAAAAAAUCUUUUAGAACAAGAAAUUUACAAGUUAUUUGUUAGUCAAUGUAAUAAUGUUAAAGAAUUAAAUUGGACAAAUUCACAACCUUUAUCAUUAUUUCCUGGAGCAUCAACAUGCUUCUCUCAAUUACAUAGUUUGUUUAUUGAUCCUAAUUCCGUAAAUUCAAAUGCUCUUUAUCAGAUAUCAAAAAUUUGUAGAUAUUUGAAUACAUUGAUUAUUUAUAAUUGUUCUCAAGAUCUUCCUGAAUUAGUUUCUUUAAUAGAUUCUCAGAGAAAUUUAAAGAAUGUAAAAAUUUAUAGUGACAACGAUUUGAGAAGAAAUUAUAAAAAACUAAGCGAAGCAUUAGCUAGAAAGAGUAAUACGAUAAAACAUCUUCAUUUGAACUUAUUAACUGAAUCACCUUCAUUAUCAUUAGAUAAUCUAACAGUAUUAUCAAUUUCUGGUUGGUACACAGAUGAUGAAAUUAGAGGAUUUCAACAUUAUCUUUCAGUUUUAAAAUUUCCGGACCUUCAAUCCCUUUAUGUUACGGGAUCAAUUUAUACUUACGAUUUAGCAACAUUAAUUCGAAAAACAAAUGGGAAUAUUUCGCGUGCUUUCUUUAAUGGUAUCAAUAAGGAAGACAUAGUAAUUUUGAUUCAUGCAAUUGCUAAUAAUUGUCGAAAAAUUGAGAUUCUACAUAUGAAUCUUAACCCUAGACAUCUGAUCUUAUUGCUAAGUAAUUGUAAAAAUUUGGUAGAAAUAAACCUUUCACAUGAUUACACUGAUGAUGACUUAUCUUCGGGUGAUGAUUUAUUAAAUAUAUUAGCGGAUUAUUCACCAAAAUCCUUGACUAACAUAACCAUUAGUUCAUCGACAUUUUCAGCUCGUGUUUUAGACCAAUUUUUUGAAAGCUUUAGAAAAAAACCCUUAAAUUAUUUUCAUGUUAAGAAUACUUAUUAUUAUCUUGAUAAAUAUGAAGAUAUAGUUAGGAAAUUUAUUAAUGAAGGAAUAGUAAAAUAUUCAAAUAUAUGUCCAUAUUCAUAGGAAAUACAAUAUGUACACUUAAUGAGAUCUCUAUGAAUUAUAAUUGGUUUGGUUAAGAAUGAAUCUUUUACUAUACAAAGAAUUUAUUUUGUGUAAUAAGAAGUAAUCAAAAUUUAAAUAUUUUUUAAAAAAA
Molecule: messenger RNA, 1529 nt
Organism: Rhizophagus irregularis DAOM 181602=DAOM 197198
Lineage: Eukaryota; Fungi; Glomeromycota; Glomeromycetes; Glomerales; Glomeraceae
Source: RefSeq, a predicted model, not a curated record